Molecule: messenger RNA, 1093 nt
Organism: Aegilops tauschii subsp. strangulata
Lineage: Eukaryota; Viridiplantae; Streptophyta; Magnoliopsida; Poales; Poaceae
Source: RefSeq, a predicted model, not a curated record
AUGGCCCCGUCCUCCCGCAUCCCAGCCCCGCUCGCCCCAGCCCUCUCCCCGACCUCUCCCUCCACCAGACCUCUCCGCCCUGCCCACUUCGUCGCCACCAACGCCCCGCAGACCUCGCCGCCGCCGACGCCCCUCAGACCUCGCUGGCGUGGACCUCUCUCCUCGUCUCCCUCGCACCACGCCGCCCGCAGCCUCCCCCGCUCGUCAUCAGAAGGGAAGGGAAGGGAAGAGAAGAGGGAGAGGGAGAAGGGCAGGCGGCGGCCAAGCUCUAUGUUUCAUGUGCCAAUGGCCACUGGUGUUAAUUGUUUGGAAAAAAUCGAGUGCUGGAUUGAAUCAUCUAAUUCAGGGACGAAACACAAAUCAGAUUGUGCUUAUGUCGCUACCUCCUACGUCUACAGCAGUACAAUUUCAGGUUUGCUCCCGGUUCUGUUGGCAAGGGAUAUUUGGUCAUGCAUCAAUUGUAGAAUGGCAAUAGUUGAGCAUCAAGGGACAACCGAAAUUACUAUGAUGAUAUUUCAGAGAUCCCGGGCCCUGUGGGGAGAUCAGAGGCUGGCAGUGCAUGCAACAGGGCAUGUUAAUCAGGCAAAUUAUCAUUCAAAGACAGGGUCUAUGAUGCUUGGGGCGAAUGUCCUAUUUCUCUCAUUCCUCCCUUCCAACCCUCAACUUUCUGGAUCAUGGAUGCACCUUCUUCUUUCAGCUGCAAUAUUUAUUUGGAUCUCUCGGUUGUGAAGUGCCAUAUUUUCUACUUAUACUCUACAGGCACAAUGUUACAGAUUUAUUUUCAAUCUCAGUAUGCCAUCUAUCCGAAUUUUGUAUAGCUUGCAUAGUGCCUAAUAUCAUGAGCUAAUGCUAAUAUUGUUUAUAGAGCUUUCAUAUUAUCAUGAUGACACCUUGGACCUGCUUGGCAGCAAAAAGAUGAACCAAACCCAAUGUGGUUCACCAUGUAGGCUUUUUUGGUGGAGCAAAAUGACGAAGGUUCUGAGAAUCAGAGGUAGUGUAGUAUAGCUUAUGACUACAAAGCUACCUUGUGGAUAUGUUGGCUAUAGAACCAAGUGUACAAACAUGUUUCCUUGUGAUUGUUUUGUUUUGGUUA